AUGGCGGGGCCAGCCAUGACGGAAGAGUUCUUUAAGAAGGCCAGCGUGGAAGACAUGCAGUCGUUGGCGAAAGAAAUUGCUCAGCGCUUGAAGAAGGACGAUCCCAUAGCUGUCAUGGAAGGCUUUACAGUAUUCAAAGAGGUUUUCAUGUGCGACCUGGCAACCACCGGCCUCGCUGGAAUCAACUCUAGAGCUAUAGUGCAGAUGACUCGUGAGAUGCAGGAGGCGGCUCUUCAGGAGAAUGGAGCGGUCUUAAUCAAGCUCCUCAAGCAGAUGCUUUCAGGCAGGGACGAAGACUUCUUGAAACGAAAAGAUAUCAGUCUCGAGAAUCUUCUAGACCCCCAUGAAUUCAGCAGAUUGGCUGGCCUAGAGCUCUGGUCCGUCGUAGUGAUAGCGCUGAUGGUUGAUUCCCGAAGGAUGGCUCAGAUCAUUCUCAGGCUGGGAUCAGAAGAAAGGAUCUUUGCACGCUUGGUCGCCUGCCUUCACUGCACAACGCUCUUCGCAGACAAUCCUGCUGCAGCUAGGCCUCUCAAUUGCCUGGCGCUUAGGGCACUCUGUGGCCUCAGCAGGGCAUCAAAGAAGUUCCGUGCUUUGCUUCGAAGCGAUAUGCAAGUCCUCACAAGCAUCCAGCGAAUGCUUUCACUUGAAGCAACGCGCAUGAGUCCGCUUGAGCCUGUGCUUGGAGAGGACAACCCGGCAAACGCCGUUGGCACUUUACUGGGAGUGAUGGCAACGGCCGAAUCGUGCAAAGAUAGCCGCAUCUGGAUGAUUGAGAAGCUAGAGUUUUGCGAGCUUAUCGUCAAGGUGCUUUCGAAAGCUGCGAGCGUGGAUGUGAACGUGACUGCCAGAGUAGGAUGCACGCACGCGCUUCUCGUCUUGUUAGACGACAGAGUCACGCGAUCAAUGUUGCAGAAAAGGGGAGGCGCUAGAGUGCUUUCGCCAGUCUCGGGGAAGUUUCAGCUCGCGACUCCAUGUCCAGGUUUGUGGAGCAUUCUGAAGCAGCUGCUGUCAAACCCGCGCGCAGAGUGGCCUCCACACAUUUCCCAGUAUCUCCAAAACUUACGGGCCCUAGCGAAAUGCGCCAUGGGGUUUCAAACGCUCUGCUCCUGGUCUCAGUGCAACCCCGACCUCAUGCUGCAAUUCCCUUACAAGGAUCUGAAGAAGUGCGGGGCCUGCAAGUCUGCUUACUAUUGCUGCAAGGAGCACCAGAAGCUGCAUUGGCCAACGCACAAGAACGCGUGCAACACGUUCUGCGAGCUUCUCGGCGCAGAGGUGGAAGAGUAG
Klebsormidium nitens is the source of this 1284-nucleotide messenger RNA. NCBI's taxonomy places the organism in Eukaryota, Viridiplantae, Streptophyta, Klebsormidiophyceae, Klebsormidiales, Klebsormidiaceae. The record is from the annotation of a GenBank genome assembly.